This is a messenger RNA of Bipolaris oryzae ATCC 44560, 2967 nucleotides long. RefSeq lists its product as uncharacterized. The record is from RefSeq and is a predicted model, not a curated record. NCBI's taxonomy places the organism in Eukaryota, Fungi, Ascomycota, Dothideomycetes, Pleosporales, Pleosporaceae. Bases 1 to 2967 code for a protein of 988 amino acids. The transcript has 2 exons.
AUGCCUAACUUUCCAUGGACAAAGUCGAACCGGUCGCACCACUCUGUCGAUACCGCCGUAAGGGACCAACCGUCGCCUGUGCCAUCUGCAAAGGAAGCCAGCGACCAAGCCGCAGCAGCAGCAGCCCAGCGAUACCAGGCCUCCGACGCCCAUCAACCGCCUAUCCAUAGCCAGCAGCCUUCUCUACAACCACCGACCUCUUCCGGAAGUAGCCAGGGCCAGUACAGCGACUACCACUCACUGCGAAAUGCAACUCACAGACUGAGUGCACAUCUCUCCUUAGGCCAGCCAUCGCAGAACUGCCAGCAACAGCCUAGCCCGCCGCCUACAUCUCAGGCAGGCCACGAAUCGCCAAACCACCUCCCCUAUCAGCAGCCUCAUUCUCCUCCUCCUGCAUACAGUAGCCCGGAAAAUAAGAAGCAGUCGCUGCGCAGUCGCAUUGCAGCUGGCGUUAGAGGACACAAGGACGAGGAGCUCAAGGCUCAGAAGAACGGUCUAAGCAGGCGACAGUCAGUUCGGAAAAGCGACCCUCGGGCGCACGAGUAUCACACACAGGCAGAGAGCCGCCCGCCGCAUUGGCAUCAACACCAGGGAUCCUCUUCCCACUUGCCCACGUCGCGAGAGCAGGACGAGGACAACCUUGAUCCGUUCCUCCAGCAGGAAAGCGACGAUUCCCCUCAAGUGCCUCCUAAGGAUACCAAGUAUCAACAAAACGUGCAACACACUCAGCCGUUUGGUGGGCAGUUGCACCAGGAACCCUACGUUCGGCCCCCACUUGGCAGGGUGAGCACAGAGGGCAGCUAUUCGACCCAAGGCGGGGUAGAUCAGUACGGCCCAGAGCAACACCAAGGUCAAGGCCCACAGCAGCAGCAACAGCAACAACAAUCAACGCAGCAACAGCAAGUUCACCGCAAGCAGCCGCAGCACAGCUACCAGCCCACUAAUCAGGGUUCAACGGGACCAGGCAACUUUCAGUCGUACAUUCCACAAAACGCGCCAAGCUCUUUAUCCCAGACCUCUCAGCCGCAUGGGCAAGGGGCUUCGGUACAAGACAUUCAACAGAACUAUUACCAGUACCAGCAACAGCAACAGCAACAACAACAACAACAACAACAGCAACAGCCUCCGCCAGCGCAUAAUCAAUCGUCGCUAGAGAAUUCACCACAGAGCCUGCAUCAUCCGCAGCAGCAGCAGCAGCCUCACUUUGCAUCUCAGCUUCAGCCCCAAUCUGACCCGCGCCAGCCUCAGACUGCUCUGCCAAUCGCGCAACUGCAGACUGAACUGCACCACCCACAAGCCAUACGGCAGCACCAUCCUCAGGCUGUACAACAGUCAAUCGAGCAACAGCAGUCCCAACAGCGCCGACCCCCCUCGUCCCAUCAGCUUGCCCCGCCGUCGCCUCUUCAGCCCACUCCCUACCAACACAACGAACCGCAGCAGGGAAAGCACCCUCUGUCUUCGGAGCUACAUUCACUGAACAGCGCAUCGAGCCAGCAAGGGCAGGAGGGCAUGACACCAAGUGCUCAGGGCAAUAGCAGAAACACUGUGAGGAAAGUGAACGAGAGUAGCCAGUCACAACCAGGAGCACCGUCGCAAGAGUCAUCUCAGCUCCAGCCCCCGUCCGCUCAAGGCCAGGCUUUCGGCCAGCCGCCUGUGUCUCCGGGCCUUGCAACGUUCGACGCCAACGUCGUACCCACAGCCUCCCAAGGACAACCAUAUCGAGCUGACAAGCAAGGUCAACAAGGUUCAGAAAUGGGGCGGGCGACACCUCCACCACGCGCAUCUGCGUCCGAAAUGACCGACGAGGAGAUUGAAAAGAUGAUAAAGGAUCACGAUGUUUUACGUGAAAAAUAUCAAAAGGUCAAAAGAUACUUUUUCGAACAACAAACCCAAGUCCACCAACUGCAGAACACUCUUGCAAACCAGCGUUUAUCUGUUUCACGCACAUCAUGGGACGAUAGUGAAUAUUCAACUCGCUUUAAUCGCUUGGACGGGUUAAUAGCACAACUGUCCUUUUCCAUUCGCAAGGACUGGAGAUCAAUACCACAGUGGCUGCAUCCAGUAGUCAACAAGACAGCUGUGGAAACUGGCAAGCAGGAGAUGACUGCAGUGGGUCGUGCGUUCAUCUCUCAAUGGCUAGUGGAGAACAUAUUCGAUAAAUACUUUCAUCCGGAUCUUGAGCCAGCUUUUUCCACACAAUUACAGUCGAUUGUGUCGAACAUCCGGAAGUUCUCACCUCCUUGCCAUAGUGCAGAAGAUGAAGAGUCGCUUGCUGCGAAGAUCGUCAACUGGCGGCUUGCCACACUGGAAGGUCUUGCGGAUACCCUGAAAGCACCACAGGCGACUACAUAUCGAGAGAAGCUGACUGAAACGCUCAAUGAGAAAUUGAUCGCAUCUCUUCAGAUUCACCUGAAUGAUCCUGCACCUCCAGACUUGAAUGGAGGUGUUCCGAUGAUCAUUGAGCUUGCUAUCAGUAUAGCCCAACACUUGCCAUUAGAAAGCCGAGAAGUACAAAUUGAGUACUUUCCGCCAGGCCAUGGCAUCGUGAGCGACUUGAUGAAGCUGGAAUCAGGCAUACCCGCUUUAACAGCUCCCAUAGUCGAGCUGGAUGAUGCUGACAGAAUUUCUAUCAGAAGCAUGGCAUCGAAGCCUGAUGAUGGCGUCUCCAUCGCAGAGCAAGAUCAAAAUCAACCGCAAGUUGGCCAGACUUCAAAAGAAGACAAGAAACGCAGCAUGUUUGGGUUCGCCACGUCCAAGAAGACGGGAGUCACCCCUGCUUCCCUCGGCAAGCGAGAAUCUUCUCUCGGUCAAGGAGGUAGCCAGCAGAGUCUGACACAGAACGCACCAGGCAGCUCGACUGGUACAAAAGACGAGUCUGCACCACCUCGCGUACGCUUGGCUGUCGGACUCGCAGUGCAAAUUCGCGGCAAGACAGUUUUGACCAAGGCUCCUGUGUACAGCACAUGA